UUUGUAUUCGAAGAUAAGUCAGUGUAUUGCCGGUCAUUGUACAAAAUGGAACCUGUUGUCAUUGUUCAUGGAGGAGCGGGAGACAUUCCAACAUCGCGCGUCGAAGGAAAACUCAAUGGAGUAAAAAAAGCUGUGAAAACAGGUUACAAGUCUCUUCUUGAAUCGGGAUCCGUUCUACAAGCCGUCGAAGAUGCCGUUAAAGUCAUGGAAUUGGAUGAAAACUUCAAUGCGGGUUACGGUUCGGUUCUCACGUGCGACGGAACUGUCGAAAUGGAAGCAAGUCUCAUGGAAAUGCGAAAAAACGCUCUCGGCCCGCCCCAAAUCAACGCUGGAUGCGUAACUUUAGUCAAAGACAUCCAUCAUCCAAUCAGUUUGGCGCGAAAAGUCUUGGAAACUCCUCACAAUUUCAUCGGCGGCGAACAAGCGAAUAUUCUCGCGAAAAAACAUGGCUUCGAAAUCCUCCCGGAUGGCGCUUUAAUCACAGAAUUCGCCAAACUCGCCUUGGAAGAGUGGAAAAACGAAUCGGAACGGGGCACAGUUCAAUUCGCUCGCACCGAAAUCGGCGAAGAAGAUCGUUUCGGAGAAGGCGGAACAGUUGGCGCUGUUGCCAUUGACAAAGACGGCAAUAUCGCAGUGGCGACAUCAACGGGAGGCAUCACAGGAAAGUACCGAGGACGCAUCGGAGAUACGCCGCUUUUGGGUUGCGGGACAUUUUGCAAUGAAUUUGGGGGCGUUUCGACCACGGGACACGGAGAAACCAUCAUGAAAUCCGUUUUAGCGCACGAUAUUUUGAAACGAAUCGAGUAUUUGGGACAGGCACCGCAAAAAGCUUGCGAAGAAGCAUGUCGAAAUAUGACGAAAAAUCUCGAAGGCACGGGCGGAGCAAUUUGCAUCGACAAAAAUGGCGAAGUUGGCGUUUAUUUCACUUCGAAUCGCAUGGCAUGGGCUUAUCAGAAGAAAGAUACGAUCACUUAUGGAAUUAAUCACAAGUCAGAUAAGGCACAUGGAAUCGAUAUUUUGAGCGAGAAAGUCGAGGGAAAGGGGAUUUUGGGUCUUUUUUAAUUGAAAAGUUAAUUUUUUGCAUAAUUUUCUAUAUUUUCUUCUUAUACUCAAGUCAUCCAAACGUUAGAUAGAUAUCACAUUUUCAUUUGAACCAUUCUUAUAUACGUAUAAAAUGUUAUUUUUUUUGCAUAAAAAAUCUAAAUACAAUAUAUAGGAAUGCUAUAGGUAAUAUAAUAUUUAGUUGGGCUGAUAAAAUAAGAAUUAAAAAUGUUUUCGAUUUCCGUUUCGAAAAUUUUUUA
Molecule: messenger RNA, 1301 nt
Organism: Culicoides brevitarsis
Lineage: Eukaryota; Metazoa; Arthropoda; Insecta; Diptera; Ceratopogonidae
Product: probable isoaspartyl peptidase/L-asparaginase GA20639
Exons: 3
Coding region: 46-1062 (338 amino acids)
Cellular component (GO): cytoplasm
Molecular function (GO): asparaginase activity; beta-aspartyl-peptidase activity
Source: RefSeq, a predicted model, not a curated record